Messenger RNA from Hyphopichia burtonii NRRL Y-1933, 2832 nucleotides. RefSeq lists its product as uncharacterized. The transcript has a single exon. The record is from RefSeq and is a predicted model, not a curated record. The annotation marks the transcript as partial. NCBI's taxonomy places the organism in Eukaryota, Fungi, Ascomycota, Pichiomycetes, Serinales, Debaryomycetaceae.
GAUAAGUUAAUUAAAUCAUUAUUAAAACGUUAUAAGAAAUUAGAAGUUGAUUUAACUAAAUUUAAUUCAAAACAAAAUGGUAUUUUGAAAACUAACAUUUUGAGAACAACGUUACUUCCUUUCCUAAGAAACUCUUCCUUGUCAAAUAAUUUACCAAAUGAUUCAAAAAUUUAUACUAGCUUGAUCAGUAUAAGCACUACUAAUCUAUUGAAAUGGUGGAAAUCGUUAUUGCUUAGUUUAUCUCCCUCUUCAAGACAUCAAAUUUCAUCCACCGAUAGAAAUGCAUACUUGGAAUGUAUUUCCAGAAUCAUCGCCAGAAAAGAAUGGAACCAUAUCGAUUCGGAAAUUUACUCUCAUUACCAAAACUUAUUAAUCGAAACUUUGGACUUUUCCCUAGGUAAGUUACAAACUUUGAAAAUGGUUCCGGUUUCAAUAAGUGCCUUUGUCGGUAAAGUAUUCGCUUAUUGUUUUUUCCACUUACCAAAUGUUAAUAAUGCUUUAUUAUUUCUUCUAAACGUUAAACAGACUACGUUUGAAUCAAUAAAGACCAUCCCCUGCGAUGACUUGGGUUCCUUAUACUCUUGCUUCCCCAAAUCUUUACAUUGGUUGAUUAAUUUCAAUGGUAUGAAUAUUCCAAACGAUAAGAAAAACUUCAUCAACUGUAUUCCUCCUCCAAAACAUCCGGUCGAAGGUAUUAGUGAUCCAAAUGGUUCAUGGGUAAGAAGGUGGUGUUCUAGUGAUAGCGAUGUUUUCAACUCCUUUUUCAGACAUUACAUUUCAAUCAUUCAACUAAAAUUAUCUAAUUUUGAAAUUUUAGACUCAUCAAUUCUCCUUAAUUGUCCGGGUUUCAACGUUAUCCUAAGCCAUAUUCAACAAAUUUUUAAUGUCUCAAUUACAAGAAUAUCUAAAAAUAAUUCAUUAAAUAAAAUUGGUUCUUCAAAUUUCCCAAUUCCUUUUAAUCAAAAUAAAAAACAACCUAGUCAAGAUGACGUUUAUUAUGAUUCAAUCAUUAAACUCUUGAAAACUUUAAGAGAUGUUAACUAUUCAAAUUUUUUCUUAAACAAUGAAUUAAUCAAAAUGAUUGAUGAUAUCUUAAUCAAUAUAACAAAAUCAAUUAAUGUUUAUGAUUAUUCAAAAAAUAGCUUGGUUUUGAAUAUUUUUUAUGAAUUCGUUAACCAUAUCUUUGAUAAUUCAAUCAUCAAUUGGGAAUUUUGGUUAAGUUGUACUUAUAUGAUGAUUACUAAUACUGAUCAUGUUCAAACCCUCUUGAAAAAUUUGGCAUUCCUAUUCAAUAUUUGGGAUAUGAUUCCAGAAACUUUAUCCCUAAAUUAUUUAAAUUCUAAUGAACCUUAUUUGGUCUGGUUGAAAAAUCCAAAUCACAGUUUCAAAACGAACUUCAUUAAUUGGUUAAUCUCAAAUGAAAUUUGGAAUAAAUUAUUCAUUCAUUGGCAUCCAAUUGUUAGAUCCUAUUAUAUCAAAUUAAUCAUAUGGAGGGUAAUUGGUAUCAACAAUUUUGAAAAUUCAAACUCAAUUCAAAUUACUAAAAAAAUUGAAAUGAAAUUAAACUUAUCUCAUCAAAAUUUAAAAAUUUAUUUCAAUUCAAAUAAACGAAAAUUGGAUUUCACUCCGGAUAAUCCUUUGGUUAAUAGAAAAUUUGGCAUCUUACCAACAAACUUGAAAACUGAAUUAUUAAUCAUUAAUGAUCAAUCCCAAGAAGUUUCUCCUGCUGCUUUUGGUAAACCGAGUGAAUUAAGAAAAUCACAUCCUUUUGAAGUUUUCGAUGAGGCUAUUUAUAGUUGUUCUUCAUUACCAGCAGUCAAUUCUAGCCAAUCCAAUAUUGAUUCUGCUCCUUCAUCCACACCUGGAUCUCCGGAAAAAAUUCCAAGAAAUAACUCAUUUGUGAAUUCUAUCGGGAAAUUAUUCAAAAUGUUGUCUUCGGAUGAAUCUUCUUCAACUGAUAUCAAGCAAAGUCCUCAAAAAAAUAGAUUAAGCAAUAGAAAUUCAAUCUAUAGUAAAAGUAAUGAUGAUAUGAGUAAAUUAUAUCCUCCAUCUAAAAAUAAUUUUUCAUUGAAAAAUAAAAGAAACUCAGUGUCUUUAACGUCAUUAUCAACUGCAUAUUCUAAUAAGUCAAGAUCAUCAAGUCCAAGCAUAAUGUCAUAUCAGUCAACACCAACUUCAAUUACUGAUUUUUCAACAGAUUCCUCCUUAAGUGAUUCUUCAAGUGAAUUAUCUGAUCAAUUAAAUCAUACUAAUUCUAAUAAAAAUGAAGCAUUAAAUCAACCUCCUGAAUUAUUCAAAAUUCCUCCCGAAAUUAUUCGACCUUUUUAUAAAUUUGAAAUUAUUAUUGAUAAUGCAAGCAUCAAUAAUAAAUUUCAAAUAAUGCAAAUAACUAAUAGUAACAUGAAUAAAUUUGUUCAUAGUGAAAAUCAUCAUAAUUUCCCAAUGAGACCAAAGAUUCCAUCAGUGUCAAUUUUUUUAAAUGCUGAUUCGUACAGUAAAUUUUAUAUUAGUACUGAAAAUAUUUUAAUAUCAAAUAGCAAUCAGUACAAUGAAGAAGAAUUUGAAGAUGUUGAGAAUUUCGUCAAUGAUUUCAAUUCAACUUUUAAGCAAGUUAUUAAAUGGAAUAAUUUAGGUAAAAGUUUAAACGAAUGGAAUUCUGUCAUUGAUGAAUUUGAAAAAUAUUUGGUUAAUAAAGUAGAAAUUGAUGAAUUUAGUUAUUUACAAUCAACCAAUGAUAAAAGUUUUGAUAUAAUUAACGAACGUGAAUAUUUCAAAAAGAUUAUCCCAUUCUUACCUGUUGAUAGUAUCAAUGAAUUCAAAUUACUAAAUGCC